CACAUGCAUUGGUACUAUUUGCAAGCUCUCUUGGGAAGUUUGGCCUAGCUAGAAAAGGAGAUCAGUGCGUAUUCAGUUUUUGGGGAGAAAGAAAGAAGGUGGAUUCAACCAAAGCAACCCAUGGGGAGGCCUCCUUGCUGUGACAAAGUUGGCAUCAAGAAAGGUCCAUGGACACCUGAGGAGGAUAUCAUCCUUGUCUCAUACAUCCAAGAACAUGGUCCAGGAAAUUGGAGAUCAGUGCCUACUAAUACUGGGUUGUCAAGGUGCAGCAAAAGUUGCAGGCUUAGAUGGACAAAUUACCUCAGGCCAGGAAUCAAGAGAGGGAACUUCACUCCCCAUGAUGAAGGAAUGAUAAUUCAUUUGCAAGCUCUACUGGGUAACAAAUGGGCAGCCAUAGCUUCGUAUCUUCCCCAAAGAACAGAUAAUGAUAUCAAGAAUUAUUGGAACACCCAUCUAAAGAAGAAGCUUAAGAAAUUUCAAGCUGCCAUAGAUCCCCACUCAGCAUCAGACUCAGCCACCAGUGGUCAGUAUCUACCAAAGAGCUUUAACGACAGAAGAAGUUUAGACAUGAGCAGCAGCAACAAUAACCAUGUCUCAUCCGUUAGGCUUAGUCAGUCUCAGUCCUCCACAUAUGCCUCAAGCACUGAGAACAUCUCUAGACUCUUGGAAGGUUGGAUGAGAUCUUCCCCAAAGCCACUCAAGAGAUCCCAAGAUCAAGAGCUCCAAAGCAUUGAUGAUGAUAACAACAACAACAGCAACAACUUUGAGACCACUAAUAAACUGAUGAAGUGUGCAUCGCUGCCUGCUUUGAACCUUCACCAUCAGCACAAAAGAAACAAAGAUGAGCAAGAGGGUGGCGUAGAUAUGGCUUCUCAUGAAGAGUUUGAUUCUAUUUUGUCCUUUGAGAACCUAAACAAUGCUGCUUGGGACAAGUCCACAUGCGAUUCCAUGCCUGAUAAGAGUCCUGAAGCUGCUGCCGAAUCUUCUCACGAAGUCUCUCAAGAAGAGAGGAUCAGGCAAAAAUCUGAGAACAACAGUGCUCCUCCAUUGUCAUUUCUUGAGAAGUGGCUCUUAGAUGAAAGCGUUGGUCAAGUGGAGGAGAUGAUGGAGUUAUCUCCAAUGUUCUAAUUGACAUGGAAAUCUCAAUCCCUAUAAGUUUGGGAUGUGACAUUCAAAAUCAUAUAUGACUAGCCAGAAGAAAGAAGAGAAAGGAAACUCUUCAGAGAUCUGACUAGGGUUUAAUCCAUUACAUGGGUUGAGGCUCUCAGAAGCAGCUGGGAUCUCCUCCAACUUGUAACUUGGAAAGUUUAUCAAUGGUUUAAUUAUUUCAAGUAAUACUAUGCUUAGUGCA
Molecule: messenger RNA, 1351 nt
Organism: Vigna umbellata (rice bean)
Lineage: Eukaryota; Viridiplantae; Streptophyta; Magnoliopsida; Fabales; Fabaceae
Gene: MYB60
Product: myb domain protein 60
Biological process (GO): response to auxin
Source: RefSeq, a predicted model, not a curated record